GAGCCACUGUGAUAAACUCAUCUUAAUUUCAUUCUUUGUUGUACUAAAUUUAGAUCAAGUACAAGAUAAUUGAAGAAGAAAACAUGGAUUCAGAUACUCUUCUUAAAACUGAAAGUGAUGAUGAAUUGAAACAUAAACAAGUUUCUGUGAUUUCUCAGUUGCCAGCUCCAAGACCAGUCUCUGAACUUGAUGCUGCUGCAAUUAAACUUCAAAAAGGUUUACAAGAGUUACCGUACUAGAAAAAACCUUGCAUAUUGUGCAGUUGUAGUGGAACAACUAUGGUGGAAGGCAUUGGAUUAUGUUGUUCUUAGAAAGAGUUAUGUUUCAUUCUUUGAUGAUCAAAAUCCUGAUCCUGCUGAUGUGUACAGUUGGGAUACAGCAAGAAGGACAAGAGCACCUCAGUAUGACCCGCAUCAACGAUAUGGACACAAUCUUCGCAUGUAUUACGAUUUCUGGUUUGAAAGCCAAAGUACAGAACCAUUUUUCUACUGGUUGGAUGAGGGCGAUGGAAAAGAUAUAAAUCUUGAGAAAUGUCCAAGGAACAUUCUGCAACAACUUACGGGCAAGCCAAACAAGAUUUCAACAUUUUGAUUAAAAAUGUUCUAUGCAAAUUAGAAUUAUUGUUUUUUAAUCCAGUUGAUUUUGUAUUAUUCUAUUAGGUGAUUCAAUAAAUUUAAAAAAUAAAAUUACAUAGUAGUAGUGCAUGGACAUUAUAAUAAUGCAUAUGAAUAACUGAUGCUUUUAAUUUCUGUGUUCUCACUUUGCUGAAGCAAGACAUCCAACAGAUUAGUGCAUGGACUCCUGUUAUUAAAAGCAUAUGUGUUCCUAGAAUCUGAUAUCCCUGUAAAUAAAAUGU
Molecule: messenger RNA, 856 nt
Organism: Trifolium pratense (red clover)
Lineage: Eukaryota; Viridiplantae; Streptophyta; Magnoliopsida; Fabales; Fabaceae
Product: IQ domain-containing protein IQM1-like
Exons: 3
Coding region: 190-591 (133 amino acids)
Source: RefSeq, a predicted model, not a curated record